AUGCAGCCAAAGCCGACGGGGAAAACGACGGUAAUGUUGCGCAACUUGCCGAACAACUUCUCGCGUGACAUGCUCCUGUCCAUGCUGGACAAGCGUGGCUUCGCAGGCCGCUACGACUUCCUGUACCUUCCCUUCGACUUCUGCCGCAACGCGAACCUCGGCUAUGCCUUCGUGAACAUGGUGGACGCGGAGGCUGCGGACGCCCUUUGGAAGGCCCUUGAAGGCUUUACAGCUUGGGGGCUGACUUCACACAAGGUGUGCAGCGUGACUUGGAGUGGCCCGCUUCAGGGCCGGGAUGCGCACAUCGAGCGCUACAGGAACAGCCCAGUCAUGCACAGCAGCGUUCCCGACUCGUACAAGCCCGUCAUCUUGGACUGCGGCGUCCGCACGCCGUUCCCGCGGCCGACGAAGAAAGUCAAGAUGCCAACCAUGGUAUCGUUUUAA
This is a messenger RNA of Symbiodinium natans, 444 nucleotides long. The record is from the annotation of a GenBank genome assembly. Lineage: Eukaryota; Dinophyceae; Suessiales; Symbiodiniaceae.